Messenger RNA from Achroia grisella, 3149 nucleotides. RefSeq names its product xylosyltransferase oxt (gene oxt). Lineage: Eukaryota; Metazoa; Arthropoda; Insecta; Lepidoptera; Pyralidae. Gene Ontology annotation, cellular component: membrane. The record is from RefSeq and is a predicted model, not a curated record. The transcript has 4 exons. Gene Ontology annotation, biological process: heparan sulfate proteoglycan biosynthetic process; chondroitin sulfate proteoglycan biosynthetic process. The coding region runs from base 336 to 3044 and encodes 902 amino acids. Gene Ontology annotation, molecular function: protein xylosyltransferase activity.
AAAAAAAAACUAAAGAAAAAAAAAUACCAAUAGAUAAAAUAUAAUUUUUAUUGCAGUGUAAAUAGAAAUUAACUUAUUUUGAUGAAUAUUAAAAGGAAAGUAAAAUUAAUCCAAAGUAACGGACAGAGAAUUAUGAAAUAAUAUGUACUUUUACUUGGGUAAUAUGAUUUACAAUGAAAUAAUUUGGAGACAAUACUUUAUUCGUCAUGUUAAAUAUUUAUGGUUUAUAUAAUUACUCAUGAAUUACAUUAACUACUAUUAUAUAGAUUAUAUGAUUUAUAAACAAUAUGUAAAUUACCUUUAUAUUGCCUCAUGAUUGCUCAGCAAAUUGUGAUAUGGCGUGUAUUUUUCGAAGGAUAUGUUAUAAGUAUGCUAAAUGUCUGAUGGUAGUUGUUUUUGUCGCAUUUUUCGUCCAAAUAUUAUUAGCAGUAAGCUAUUUUCCUUCUGAAAAUGAUGAUUUACUGAACAAAAAAGGACAUAUAUCAUUGGAAAGGCAACAAAUAGAUUCUUUGCUGGAUAGAAAAGUUGAUAAAUUAAUAAAUAAUGAAAAUAUACUUGCAAAAUCAAAAGUUGCUACAGAAAAACAACAUGCUUCAUUGAGGAUAGAAGAAUUAAACUUUAAACCUAUAUGUGAAGUUAAGAGUCGAGAAGCAAUAUCUGCCAUCCACCGUGCUAAAACACAAAAUUGUAAAGAACAAAUUAUUAAUAAAACUUGCCUCAUUCAGGAUGGUAAUUUUUAUCCAAAAAUAUUAACAAACAAAUGUGUCAGUCAGCAAAUGAUGUAUGGACGACAUUUGGGAUGUUAUCAAGAUGAAAAGAAACUAAGAAUUCUAUCCAGUUUUUAUGGCAACUAUGUGAACUCUAAUUCCCCAUACUCAUGUUUGGAUAUUUGCUUGCAAGCAGGCUUUCCAUAUGCAGGAGUUCAAUAUGGAUCAGAGUGUUUUUGUGGUGACAACCCACCACCCUCUGCAGCAAAAGUAGCUGAUAAUUUGUGUAACAUGAAAUGCCCAGGAGAUCAAAGUAAAGUUUGUGGUGGUUACUUCACAAUGAACAUAUAUGAAACGGGAUUAAAAAAAUUUGAGCCCAAAACACCACAAAUUACAGAAAACAUAAAUAAAUCAGUGAGAAUAGUUUAUCUACUAACGCUAAAUGGACGUGCGUUACGCCAAGUGCAUCGCUUGAUAAACGCACUUUAUCGAAGCAAUCAUUAUUUUUAUAUACAUGUUGAUUCUCGGCAAGAUUAUUUGCAUAGGAAAUUAAUGUCAUUAGAGAAAACACUUCCAAAUGUAAAAUUAGCAGUCACGCGGUAUUCUACGAUUUGGGGAGGAGCAUCUUUACUUAAAAUGCUUCUUACAGCCAUGAAAGACCUUUUUCGACUGGAAUGGGAAUGGGACUUCGUUAUAAAUCUGAGCGAAAGUGACUUUCCUAUAAAAUCUAUAGAAAAUUUAGAGAAUUUUUUAUCUGCAAAUAAAGGAUUUAAUUUCGUGAAAUCUCAUGGACGUGAAGUACAAAGAUUUAUAAAAAAACAAGGACUUGACAAAACUUUUAUUGAAUGUGAAACCCACAUGUGGCGUGUAGGUGAAAGGAAAUUACCACGAGGAAUCGUGAUAGAUGGUGGAAGUGAUUGGAUUGCAUUGUCCCCUGACUUUGUUUCGUAUGUCACUGGGGAUCGUGAUGAAUUAUUGGCUGGAUUGGAUGUUAUAUUUCAACAUACGCUAUUACCUGCCGAGUCAUUUUUUCAUACGGUUUUACGAAAUUCUAAGUUUUGUAAUACUUAUGUGGACAAUAAUCUGCAUGUAACUAAUUGGAAAAGAAAACUGGGCUGUAAAUGUCAAUAUAAACAUGUUGUAGAUUGGUGUGGUUGUUCACCUAACGAUUUCAGGACCGAAGACUGGCCAAGAAUACAAAACACUCAAGACCGACAAUUAUUUUUCGCUAGGAAAUUUGAACCCAUAAUUAAUCAACAGAUUAUUACAAGAGUUGAAGAAUAUAUAGGUUUUACUGAUCAUCACUUAUUAAACAACCUAGAAGCUUAUUGGCAAAGUAUAUAUCAUAUUGAUGAUUUGCCUUCAAGUUCAGAUGAUAUGAUACUAACACAUGCAGAUAGCAUUACACGUGAAAACUCAAAAAUUUUGUUUACAGAGGGAUGUUCUCUUGUUCCAUAUGAUAUUGUUGAAAUUACUUCAUAUAAUUAUGCAGAUGUAUAUAAGGGAAAUUUGAUACUUCACAAAGCUGUACUAAAUAAGGACCAUGAAAUAUUAAUAGAAACUUGGUAUAAACCAAAAAAGCAUCUAGAAUUAAAUUUUCAAAAUCAUUUCGUAGAUAAUGUUAAGAUAUUCAAAGUCAGUACAGAUUACGAUCAAAAGGAAAUGACUUUUAGAAAUUUAGCCAACAUAUUAGGACCAUUAUCGGAACCCAUCUUAUUAUAUCAGUUUGCACCAAUUGCCGAGAAGAAAAUAGAAAAUUUUACUAUAAUGUGGCUAGAUCCGGCAGGUAUCAUAGCCGAUGUAAAUAGCAUAUAUUUAGAUGAAAAUAAUCUAACAAACUUUAUAAAGCCUAACUUAAAAGUCCCUCUUCUGCCAGGCGUUUGGAAAGUGGGUUUAUUUGAACAAUUGAACUUGAUAGCCAUAACUAAGUUUUUAAUUACACCUUUAGAAUCUUUCUCUGGUAAAGAACUAACUCAUCAAGAAGCAAAUAUUAUUCACAGUGGAUCACAACAUGCCUAUAAAGAUUUUUCUUAUGUGAAACCUUUUAAUUUUUUGCCUGAUGAAGAUGAAAGUUUAUUAUUGCAAAAAAUUUCUCAUUCAAAUGUCAACAGAGUAAAUCAAGAUUUAAAGGAAUGGAUAGACAGUCUUAAUGCUGAUUUUUAUAGUAUAUUAGGGUCAUGUGUUUCUUUUACUAGUCAAAAAAAUAAAGACAGAAUAGAAUGCGGAAAUCAUAUAUUUGAAUAUUGUACUCAGACCGAGUGGAGUUCUCUGUCACCGGAUCCUAAGGGAUCGAUAGGUAUUUUAAAUACAAAAUCAGGAAGACUGGAUAGAACGUGACAAUUGUUAUAGGUAUUUUAGCCAUCACUGAUGCAAACUCUAAUAAAUGUGUAUAAUAUACUUAUGUAUAUGUAUGAAUUUAAGAAGAAUACUAAUUUUAUAGAA